GGGAGAGCACGCUUACAAACUAAACAAACUAUCACGAAAUCUCGAAAAAUGAAAGAAACAGUUUGUCAUCACUUAUAUUCUGAUUGCAGCAUUACAUUUGCAUUGUACAAAGAUGUAACUAAUGCUAAAGAACUAAGACAGAGUGUAAUGAAUGGAGAGUUUGAAGCUACCUUAUUAAAAACAUCGAUGGUAGCUGACCCAUUCCAAGUUCUUGUUGCUGCAAACCGAGCUGUACAUCUACACAAAAUAGAGAAAAUGACAACAAAAAAUGUUCAUUCAGAGAUCCUCUUCUGUUUGUCAUCCACAAAAAAUAUUUCAGAUUCAUUUCGCAAGUUUGGACUUGGUGAUGGUGAUACAACAGUUUUUGUUGUGGUGUUGAACGACAAAGAUGAUGCAACAAUGAAUCUCAUUCAGUCAAAAAUACAAGGAACUCAGAUACCACUUACUGACGUGAAACAGUUUACAGAUGAAAAGCUUGUAAAGAAGUUGUACAAAGUAACAGACACAGAAUUGAGUUCAUGUUCCCUUACCGAUGCUCUAGUAUCUAAAAUUGCCAGUAAAGAAUUUGUGACAAUCUGAAGCUCCAGUGCUGUGAUAUAAUUGUAAAGACAGACUAGCAACAACAUGUUGACACUGGAAAAAGACCUCGUCACUGAGAUAUUAAAGCAAACAACAGGCCUGGGAUUUUUCAGGUUUUUGACAGCCAGAAUUUUGCUGUAUGCUGGUACUCUAUUUAAAAUUGACAUUUCAGGUGCUAGAAAGUUGAUUUACAGGCUUCUCAUGUUUUAAAGAAUCUCAGGCCUGAAAUAAGCUGUAAAAAGGAAGUAGUUACAGAGUGUGACACAACUAAGCAUUUUAUUAUGGUUUAGAGGGAUACAGGGAAAUGUCCGUAACUGUUAUAACAGUUUACUGGCUAGCAAAUGUUUAAAAAGUUAAAUUUGUAAAUGAUAUCUGUUUGUUUUUACAUACCUAUCAUAAGUUUUGUAUAUACUUCACAGUAAGAUAAUUGAGCCGUGCCAUGGGAAAACCAACAUAGUGGCUUUGCGACCAGCAUGGAACCAGACCAGCCUGCGCAUCCGCGCAGUCUGGUCAGGAUCCAUGCUGUUCGUUAACAGUUUCUCUAAUUGCAGUAGGCUUUAAAAGCGAACAGCAUGGAUCCUGCACAGAUGCGCAGGCUCGUCUGGAUCCAUGCUGGUCGCAAAACCCACUAUGCUGGUUUUCACAUGGUGCAGCUCAAUUAUAAUUACAGCAUAUAGCCUAAGUAUUUAACAUGUAAGAUGCUGCUUCUGCAAGUAUGCAAUACGAAAUUGUUGAACCAAACAUGUUCUCAAUAUAAAUGUGACCAUAAACGCAACAUUAUUCUCUUACUAUUCUAUCUGUAUGUUGGGAAGUCGGGACUCAUUAAAAUAAGUUAGUACAGGAAUUCUGUUGGCGUAAGACAUUUCCAUGCCCAACUUGAAUAUUGUUUAGACAUUAAAUGCAGCUAAACAAAAUAAUCUGUGCUGUAGUUAACAUUUCGGUAGCCUUUACAGUAAUGUAGCCUUCACAGUGCUGUAGCCUUCAGUGUGGUGCAGCCUUUAUAGUGGCCUAUUAAAAUUUUGUCACCAUCAACUUGUGUCAGUUUUGCCAAAAAGUUUUCAUGAAUGACUGGAUCUUAUAUACCAGUAACAUGUUGAAUACAGUGAUCCUGUUAUAUGUUUUAUAAUAUUAAAUGUAAAGAUGUAAAA
This is a messenger RNA of Mercenaria mercenaria, 1727 nucleotides long. Its product is annotated as EKC/KEOPS complex subunit TPRKB-like. The record is from RefSeq and is a predicted model, not a curated record. Gene Ontology annotation, biological process: telomere maintenance via recombination; tRNA threonylcarbamoyladenosine modification. Gene Ontology annotation, cellular component: nucleus; cytosol; EKC/KEOPS complex. Lineage: Eukaryota; Metazoa; Mollusca; Bivalvia; Venerida; Veneridae. The transcript has 4 exons. Bases 49 to 579 code for a protein of 176 amino acids.